This is a messenger RNA of Pipistrellus kuhlii (Kuhl's pipistrelle), 3046 nucleotides long. RefSeq names its product pygopus family PHD finger 2 (gene PYGO2). Bases 216 to 1433 code for a protein of 405 amino acids. The record is from RefSeq and is a predicted model, not a curated record. The transcript is spliced from 3 exons. Lineage: Eukaryota; Metazoa; Chordata; Mammalia; Chiroptera; Vespertilionidae. Gene Ontology annotation, biological process: spermatid nucleus differentiation; kidney development.
GCCGACUUCCGGUUCCGGUGGCUGCGGCCGCGGGCGGCGGGCUGUGAGGCCGGGAGGAACGCGCAGCGGGCGCUCCUGCUCGGCGCCUGCCCCUCGCUGCCCUCUGGGCGGCCACAGCGCGGGGGCCUGGCUGCCCCCCGACACCUCUUCCGGGCGAUGGUGCGACCCGAGGGCGCGUCCGCCUCCCGCCGCCGCUGACCCGGGCCCCCCACUCCAUGGCCGCCUCGGCGCCGCCCCCACCGGACAAGCUGGAGGGAGGCGGUGGUCCCGCGCCGCCGCCCGCGCCGCCCAGCACCGGGAGGAAGCAGGGCAAGGCCGGUUUGCAAAUGAAGAGCCCGGAAAAGAAGCGAAGGAAGUCCAACACUCAGGGCCCUGCGUACUCGCAUCUGACGGAGUUUGCGCCACCCCCGACUCCUAUGGUGGAUCACCUGGUUGCGUCCAACCCUUUUGAGGAUGACUUCGGAGCCCCUAAGGUGGGGGGCGCGGCCCCUCCGUUCCUCGGCAGCCCCGUCCCCUUUGGAGGCUUCCGGGUGCAAGGGGGCAUGGCAGGCCAGGUGCCCCCGGGCUAUGGUGCCGGAGGUGGAGGGGGUCCCCAGCCUCUUCGUCGACAGCACCCCCCUUUCCCUCCCAACCCUAUGGGCCCUGCUUUCAACAUGCCCCCCCAGGGCCCUGGCUACCCGCCCCCAGGCAACAUGAACUUUUCCAGCCAACCCUUCAGCCAGCCGCUGGGUCAGAACUUUAGCCCUCCUGGCGGGCAGAUGAUGCCAGGCCCAAUGGGGGGGUUCGGCCCCAUGAUCUCACCCACCAUGGGACAGCCUUCCAGAGGGGAGCUGGGCCCUCCUCUCUCUCAGCGCUUUGCCCAGCCGGGGGCUCCAUUCGGCCCCUCUCCUCUUCAGAGACCUGGUCCGGGGCUCCCCAGCCUGCCCCCCAACACAAGUCCCUUCCCCGGCCCGGACCCCGGCUUUCCUGGGCCUGGGGUGGAGGAUGGGGGCAAGCCCCUGAACCCGCCCGCUCCCACGGCUUUCCCCCAGGAGCCCCACUCGGGCUCCCCAGCUGCUGCCGUUAACGGGAGUCAGCCCAGCUUCCCCCCAAACAGCAGUGGGCGGGGCGGGGGCACUCCAGAUGCCAACAGCCUGGCACCCCCUGGCAAGGCAGGUGGGGGCUCGGGGCCCCAGCCUCCCCCAGGCCUGGUGUACCCGUGCGGGGCGUGCCGGAGUGAGGUGAACGACGACCAGGAUGCCAUUCUGUGCGAGGCCUCCUGCCAGAAGUGGUUCCACCGCGAGUGCACGGGCAUGACUGAGAGCGCCUACGGGCUGCUGACCACCGAGGCCUCUGCCGUCUGGGCCUGUGAUCUCUGCCUCAAGACCAAGGAGAUCCAGUCUGUUUACAUCCGCGAGGGCAUGGGACAGCUGGUGGCUGCCAACGACGGGUGAUGCUGGCGCGGAGACCCGGGGAAGCGCGUCUGUUCCUCCCUGCUCCUCCAGGGGGCGGUUCCCGUGCGGGGCUCUGGGUCCGUGUUCCCACUGGCUUUCCAUCCCUCGGAGGAGAAACGCAGUGUCUCCUGAGGGCGGAAGAGGACCUGAGGUGGACGUGGACAGGCAGGAGCCUGGAUCGCUCACUGUUCUGGAACCUCUCCCGCCGAGAUCUACAGAGAUCCAGGAAACCAAAGCCCUGCCGCAGGAGCCAUUGUCUGGCGGGUGUUUCUGGAGGCCUGGGGGUCUGGCUGCGAGAGAAGAGGCUGGAAGAAGAUCCGGAAGGCAGGGGGAUCCCUUCUGCAGAUGGCGGGAGCGCCCAACACCUGUGCCUAACGCUCCCCUCCAGCCCCGCAGCUGCAGCCUUAGCUUUUGGAGUCAGGUGUCAAAGGUUUCUCGCCAGAGGAGUUUGGGUCUCUUCCCAUCCCUGCAGUAGUCCUUCCGCGGGCUCUGGGAGAGAGUGGAGGGAAUAAAGAGGGGUUUUCCUCUUUUCCCGCUCUCCCCUGCCUCCUCUACAACCUGCCAACUCUUUCUCCUUCAAAGAACCAAAUAGCUUGAAGAAACAGGAGAGUUCUUGGCCAUGGCAGUUUCUUGGUGAUUUGGGGCUUCGGGACCGUAGACGAGAGAUGCUGUCGGAACAGUUCUCCCUGGUACCAAAGUUACUGGUCCUUUCCCAGCUUCUCGUGCUUUUUCUUCUCCUAAUGACCAUAUUUUUUGCCAAAAAUUGGGAGAUGUGGUCUGACCAGAAUCUGAGGUUUGGACGGUCCUGGAAGCCCGGACUCGGCGUGGUGCCACCUUCCUCCACCUGCCCAUCCGUUGCACCUUGUUAGCGUUGGUCUUCACCUUGUGGUGCCCUAUUCCCCCGCCUCCCUGGCUCGGCUGAAGGAAAGCCUGAAAGGCCACCGAGCCCUUAUACCUCAUUUCUUCUGAUAAAGGGAUCCCUGGCGCCGCCUGUGGCGGGGGAGGCAGCAGGGCCCUCAUUGCCGAGGGACUUAAAUGCAGUUCAGAGCCUGGGUGUUCCUUCUCUUUCCCCUGCCAUCCGUGUAUCACCGGGGCCUGGUGUUCUAGCUUUGUCAUUCCUCUCAGCCCCAGCUUUGCACUGGGCUUUAUCUUUAUUUUUUAUUUUAAAGCACUGCCUGCCAGAGCUGGGCCUGGGGCCUGGUCAGGAGCCCCUCACAGCUGCUCGCUCUGGCAGCGCAUGCACACGUGACCCAGUGGGUGGGGAAGGCGGGCCUGAGGAGCUCGUUGAGCCCUGGACCCCCAGCAUGUGCAGAGGAGACAGGUUUACGGCAGAACUCACUUGCCAGCCCGCCUCUCAGGGCCCCCUGACCCUGAAGCAGCAGCGGGCAGUCCCCGCCCCUCAGCUUUGUGUGUGUGUGGUUCUGUUUGCCCCCCUUUUAUCUGUUGCUAUUUUUGUGCUGCCUCCCCCAUCUUGGCAUUUUGUAAAGUGGCUCCUGGGGGAAUAUCUGCUUAGUCCCUCAUUCCAUUGUUUUGGAAGGAAGGAGGGUCCGCGGCAAUGUGAUGGGGGGAGGGGUCUUUUGUACGGUUGGAUUAAUAAAAUGACGUGAAAAUCC